GGGCAACCGCCCCCUGCUCAGUUCCCUGUGUUCCACAGGUGCCGGAGGGUCUGGACACUCUUCGUAGGAGUGGAGCUCCAAUGGAACUGCGAUCAGGGCGCUGCUUGGUGCCCGCUGAGCAGACAAGAGGCUCUCGGGAGCAGCCUCCCCAGCGCCCACAGAACUGUCAGGCCCGGCAGCCGCAAGCAGUGUGCAGGCUGUGCCGGCGGGCAGACUGUGACCCCGCCAUCGUUGGGCAGUUGUGCAGUGCAGAGGGGCUCUGUGUCCAUGAGAACUGCCUGUACCACAGCAGCGGCCUCCUCCAGCGAGGGGCUGAUGAAGAGGGCUUCUAUGGCUUCCUCUUCCCUGACAUCAGGGAGCAGCUGAGGGCUGUUGCAAACAAGAGGUGCUGCAUCUGCCAGCAGCCAGGUGCCUCGGUCAUUUGCCAUCGACAGAUGAGGCGGCCAUCUGUCACCGGCCGGAGCAGGAGCCGCCGUUGUUCCCGAGCCUUCCACCUGCCCUGCGGGAGUGAGAGGGGCUGCAUCUCCCAAUACUUUGGGGAGUACAAGUCCUUCUGCUGGAAGCACCAGCCUGUGCAACAGCUGCGGGGGGUGCAGCAGCACCGGAGCCCCUGCUACGUCUGCUUCGAGGAGGUAUCGGAGCAGCCGUGCUAUGGCACCCUGGUGUGUCCCGCCUGCGCCAGCGCCUGGUUCCAUCGUGCCUGCAUCCGGCAAAUGGCGCUGGCCGCGGGGCUCCACCACUUACGGUGCCCCAUCUGCAGGAAUGAGACGGAAUUCCGGGCAGAGAUGUUGCGGCUGGGGAUAAAAAUUCCUGACAGGGAUGCUGCCUGGGAGCUGGAUGAUGAGGAGAUGGCAAACCUCACGUAACAGCAGCCAGGCUGUUCCAGGCACAUGGAGGAGAACUGGCCCUGAAGAAGUGUGCUGUGCAGCUCCUGCAGCUCCUGGGGGAACCACCAGCUCUGCACAGCCCUGAGGGCGGAUGCUGACUCCUGGCAGUGCAGUCACUGCA
Calypte anna (Anna's hummingbird) is the source of this 1008-nucleotide messenger RNA. RefSeq names its product PHD finger protein 7. The coding region runs from base 81 to 866 and encodes 261 amino acids. The transcript has 8 exons. The record is from RefSeq and is a predicted model, not a curated record. Gene Ontology annotation, cellular component: nucleus. Lineage: Eukaryota; Metazoa; Chordata; Aves; Apodiformes; Trochilidae.